CCGCCCCGCUGCCCGUGGAGGCUGCGUGCGGCCCGCGGGCCUGAUCGCCCGCCUGGAUCGCCGCGGCUCGGCCGUCCCGGGUCAGGAAGUGACCGUCCCCGAGCGCCAUGGCUCACUCGCCGGUGCAGUCGGGCCUGCCGGGCAUGCAGAACCUGAAAGCGGACCCAGAGGAGCUUUUCACAAAGCUGGAGAAAAUCGGAAAGGGCUCCUUCGGUGAGGUGUUCAAAGGCAUUGACAAUCGGACUCAGAAAGUGGUUGCUAUAAAAAUCAUUGAUCUGGAAGAAGCAGAAGAUGAGAUCGAGGACAUCCAACAAGAAAUCACAGUGCUGAGUCAGUGUGACAGCCCAUACGUAACCAAAUACUACGGAUCCUAUCUGAAGGACACGAAAUUGUGGAUAAUAAUGGAAUAUCUUGGUGGCGGCUCUGCGCUGGAUCUGUUAGAACCUGGUCCUUUAGAUGAAACUCAGAUUGCUACCAUCUUAAGAGAAAUCCUGAAAGGACUUGAUUACCUCCAUUCAGAGAAGAAAAUCCAUAGAGAUAUUAAAGCCGCCAACGUUCUGCUCUCGGAGCACGGAGAGGUGAAGCUGGCUGACUUCGGAGUGGCCGGCCAGCUGACGGAUACCCAGAUAAAGAGGAACACCUUUGUGGGCACCCCGUUCUGGAUGGCACCCGAGGUCAUUAAGCAGUCAGCCUACGACUCGAAGGCAGACAUUUGGUCUUUGGGCAUAACAGCGAUAGAACUGGCCAAAGGAGAGCCGCCCCACUCCGAGCUGCACCCCAUGAAGGUUUUAUUCCUCAUUCCAAAGAACAACCCCCCCACGCUGGAAGGGAACUACAGCAAGCCCCUCAAGGAGUUCGUGGAAGCCUGUCUGAACAAGGAGCCCAGCUUUAGACCCACCGCUAAGGAACUAUUGAAGCACAAAUUUAUCAUACGUAAUGCAAAGAAAACAUCCUACCUGACGGAGCUCAUUGACAGGUACAAGCGGUGGAAGGCGGAGCAGAGCCAUGAUGACUCCAGCUCGGAGGACUCGGAUGCGGAAACAGAUGGCCAAGCGUCAGGAGGCAGCGACUCUGGGGACUGGAUCUUCACCAUCCGGGAGAAGGACCCCAAGAACCUGGAGAAUGGAGCUUUGCAGCCCUCUGAUUUGGACAGAAGCAAGAUGAAAGACAUCCCAAAGAGGCCUUUCUCUCAGUGUUUAUCGACAAUUAUUUCUCCCCUGUUUGCAGAGCUGAAAGAGAAGAGCCAGACGUGUGGAGGGAACUUGGGGUCCAUCGAAGAGCUCCGUGGCGCCAUCUACCUGGCGGAAGAGGCCUGUCCCGGGAUUUCUGACACCAUGGUGGCCCAGCUUGUGCAGCGGCUGCAGAGAUAUUCUCUGAGUGGUGGAGGAACUUCUCACUGAAAUUCCUUUGGCAUUUGGGGUUUUGUUUUUUCCUUUUUUAUUUCAUCUUCCUUCUUUUAAAGUCGAGAGCCUUUGCCGAUUCUGCGGAAGAGGCACCAGCGAGGGGCCAUCCCCCCCAAAAAGCCUCCAGCACCUGACCAGAGACACACAGUCGUCACUGUGCCACAGCCACAUGAAGUCUCUCAGAUUGCUCCUCCAAGCAACUAUUUUAUUUUUUUAUCGUUUUUAAUUUUAACCAUAGUGCACAUAUUCAAGGAGAAUAUCCUUUAAAAACAAAAACCCUGAAAUGUAUAUUUGGGAUUAUGAUAAGGCAACUAAAGACAUGAAACCUCAGGUAUCCUGCUUGACAUUGACCGCUCCCUGGGAGAUGGAGAGUCGCUCUGGGGGAUCAGUGUACAGAUUUGUAUAUAGCGUCGUUUUUACAGAAACCCUUUGGGCGUGCAUACGGAGUCGCUGUGUACAGGAUGGCCAAGUGCUUCUGUAGAUAAUGUCUGUGGAGUAAAUAUUUGACAGGCCAUAACUUGAGUCUUGCCUUUAUUACAUGUAAAUUUUGAAUUACGUGUCCAGUGAUUUGGAUUUUAUUUUGUAUCUGCAGGGUUCGCCAUUAAUAAUAAUUAAUGUCCCUCUUACAGAACACUCCUGUUUGUACCUCGACAAAUGGCAAAUUUUCCUCUCAUUUCUCCUACAACCCUUUUUUGGUACACUUAGAAGUUGAUUUCCUUUUUCAUUGAUGGUACUAUUUCUUAAGUGUUUUAAAUUGGAACAUAUCUUGUCUCACGAAGCUUUAAAUUAUUAUUUCGAGUUUCUCCCAGAUGACGCGCUCUCCUCUAACCUCUGUUGAAUCGUGCCACACUGCUGUCUGCGCCAGAUGUACCGUCCUUCCCAACACGAUUUUCUGUUGCACCUCGUAGUAGAAUCUGCAUAUCAUCUUGCCCCCCCCCCGAAAGUGUCUGAAUGCUUACACAAAAUAAAUUUUAUAACACACUCA
This is a messenger RNA of Jaculus jaculus (lesser Egyptian jerboa), 2388 nucleotides long. It is a transcript of the gene Stk24, whose product is annotated as serine/threonine kinase 24. The coding region runs from base 108 to 1400 and encodes 430 amino acids. Gene Ontology annotation, biological process: protein phosphorylation. Gene Ontology annotation, molecular function: protein kinase activity; ATP binding. NCBI's taxonomy places the organism in Eukaryota, Metazoa, Chordata, Mammalia, Rodentia, Dipodidae. The record is from RefSeq and is a predicted model, not a curated record. The transcript is spliced from 11 exons.